AUGCGAGAACCUCUACGCCCCGUCGAAGCUGGCGAGGCCAGAGUCCCUCGGAGUGACUCUUUACUUACUCUCACCAACAACCCCUCCUCGUUCUCGUCCACAACCACCUCCACUUUCGAAGCUCGAACGUCAAGAAACUCGAGCAAGGAAUGCGCAAAGCGAAACCCAAUGGGCCAAAUGGAGAAAUUGACGAGGACGGCAGAGGUGUCCCAGAGAUUCCUCUACCAUGAACUCGAUUCCUCCUACAUGACCGUCGUGCUCGUCACUCUCUUCUUCAUCUCGGGUCUCGUCGACAGCGUCGCUUUCAACAGCUGGAACUGCUUCGUCAACAUGCAAACAGGAAACACCGUCUUCGCUGCGCUUGGUAUCGGUGGACAGCCGCAAGCCAGUCACAAGCAACAGUACUACAAGUCGUUGACCUCGAUCGGCGCCUUCUGCCUCGGAUCGCUCUUCUUCAGCGCUCUUCACCGGUAUCCCACGGGCUUGCAUAACCCGCCUUUAUCCCUCCGACGGCUCAAUCUCAUCAUCUCUUUCCUGGUGCAGACGUGCUUGAUGGUCAUCGCCACAAGUCUGAUCACGACGCACGAGGUCUCCAACCUGCCCUUCGCGCCCGGCACCUUCUCCUCCGGGAGCGACAAGGUAUCCUCGUCGAUGGUCAACUUCCUCGACCUGUGUCCCAUCGCGCUGAUUUCCUUCCAAGCCGCCGGACAAGUCGCGCUGUCUCGACUCCUCGGGGUCAUUGAAUUACCCACCAUCGUCCUCAGCGCGCUAUACCACGACUUCAGUGCGGACUUGUAUAGACUACGAGACUCCUGGCAGAAGAGCUCCAGCGUGUGGGAGUUCUUGGCCGUGCACGAGAAACGUCAGGAGAAGCGCGUCGCGUGUAUUAUCGCCCUAUUCACCGGCGGCAUCGUCGGCGGCGAAAUGUACAAGUCGACUGCAGGCAUGGGAGGAGCGCUAUGGCUCGCUUCGGGACUGAAGUUUGCCAUCGCCGUCGGAUGGUUCUUCUGGAGAAAGGACAAGGACAGCAGUGACAAUGGCGAGGAAUUGCCACGUUGA
Cladophialophora carrionii CBS 160.54 is the source of this 1059-nucleotide messenger RNA. RefSeq lists its product as uncharacterized. The transcript has 2 exons. NCBI's taxonomy places the organism in Eukaryota, Fungi, Ascomycota, Eurotiomycetes, Chaetothyriales, Herpotrichiellaceae. The record is from RefSeq and is a predicted model, not a curated record. Bases 1 to 1059 code for a protein of 352 amino acids.